CCGGUGCCGGCCCGCCGCGCUGCCCCGGCUCUCCCCCGGCCCGCUCCGCGGCUCCCCCCGGCCCCGCUCCCCGCCGCGGGGUGGUGGCUGCGCUUGGCCAUGAGUUUACCGCAGAAGGCGGCUUUGAAACCCGGCGCGGCGGCGGCGGCGGGGACCGGCCCCGGGAGCGGGGCGGCGGCGGGGCCGCCUCCCCCCCCGGCUCCCCCUCACCCGGCGCCGGCGCCUCACCCCAACAUCAGGGCCUUGCCGCCACAGCCGCCCCAGCAAAUCCCCCGAGGUCCUGUCCAGCAGCCCCUGGAGGAUCGGAUCUUCACUCCGACCGUCUCGGCUGUGUACAGCACUGUAACACAAGUAGCAAGACAACCGGGUCCUCCUGCCCCAUCCCCUUACACUGCACAUGAAAUAAAUAAGGGACACCCAAAUCUUGCUGCAACGCCACCGGGACAUGCAUCGUCCCCUGGGCUCUCACAGGCUCCUUAUCCCUCAGGACAGAAUGCAGCUCCCACCACGCUGGUGUACCCUCAAGCCCCUCAAACAAUGAGCACGCAGCCUCAGACCCGCUCGCCGCCCAGCAGAACAGUGCCAAUACAUUGCACAGAAAACUGGAAGAGGAGGAAGGUUUUGGAACAGAGUCCGGUUUACAGGUCCCUGGCUGGAAGAGGCUGGAUAAAAUACUGCAUUUUUGCAGCGGGGCCUCGACCUGCCCAUCACCAGUUUUUUCAGAGGCCUCAGAUCCAGCCUCCAAGAGCCACCAUCCAGAACAGCAGCCCCUCCAUCCGUCCCGGAGCGCAGACCCCGACUGCCGUGUACCAAACCAACCAGCACAUCAUGAUGGUGAACCACCUGCCAAUGCCCUACCCGAUGCCUCAGGGCCCCCAGUACUGUAUCCCACAGUAUCGUCACAGUGGCCCCCCGUACGUUGGGCCACCCCAGCAAUAUCCUGUGCAGCCACCAGGACCAGGACCCUUCUAUCCAGGCCCAGGUCCUGGAGAAUUCCCCAAUGCCUACGGAACACCCUUCUACCCCAGCCAGCCAGUGUACCAGUCUGCACCCAUCAUUGUGCCUACGCAGCAGCAGCAGCCGCCGCCUGCCAAGAGAGAGAAGAAAACGAUCCGAAUCCGGGAUCCAAACCAGGGAGGCAAAGACAUAACAGAAGAAAUCAUGUCUGGAGGGGGCAGCAGGAACCCCACCCCCCCCAUCGUCAGACCCACCUCCACCCCGACUCCACCUCAGCAGGUGCCCAGCCAGGUCCCCGAGCCCGUUCCCACGGCGUUGGGAGCCGUGGAGAGCUCCCACCCCUCUGGCAGCGCCCCCGGCACCGCGGCCCCCGCCUCCAAACAAGAAGAGAAGCCAAAACCAGAUCCAGUAUUAAAACCACCUUCUCCAGUCCUCAGACCAGAACCUGCUGGGGAGAAGAAAGAUCAAGCUGGGCAGACGACCGAGGCCCCCACCUCAGUGGAACCCUCAGCAGAACUUCCUCGUGCUCCGUCGCCAGCCCCGGCCGCUCCGGUCGCCGCUGUCCCCGCGGCCACCGCUGCUGUCACCGUGUCCAGCAAAGCCACGCCCGCGGCUGACCCGGAGGACAAAUGUGAACUGGCCUUCCCCAGAGAGGAGGCGAUGCCUACCCCCAGUGCCACAGCCUGCCCGGAGCCAGCGGCCCCUCCUCCUGCGGAAGAGCCCGGUGCCGAGGCAUGCACAGAGCCCAGCAGUGCAGUAGCAUCCCCCGGUGACGCCUCGGUGGCGGUGCCGGCCGGGCCCGCUGUCACCAGCGACACGAGCAGCGCCGGGGCCGCGGGGGCCGAGCCGGGGGCAGAGGCGGCCCAGGCAGAAGCUGCAGCGUUGACUGUGGAGGUGGAGCCCACCGAGGCCCCCCCAGCAGAGGUGGAGAGCGCUCCAUCACCUCCCAGUGCUCCUCUCGCUGCUGCCUCUCCUCCUCCCACCCCGCCGCCCACCCCGCCGCCCCCGUCCCCUCCGCUUCCCGUCGCUGCUGUCACCACUACAACUCCUUCCCCACCUCCUCUCCCGUCUCCGAGUGCCCUCCCUGUUGUCCAGGGAGAUUUAGAAGGAGAGGAGAGCACAAGAACUACUCUUAGUGAAGAGGUAAAAGAUACUGAAAAGAAGGAAGAGACAGAAGCAGAUGGGCAGCUGGAUGAGAGCCGGGAGGCUCUGACUGUGAACUCAAGCAAGAGUCCUGUCCCAGCCCAAACCGCUGUAACUGCACCAAAGACCUGGAAGAAACCAAAAGACCGGACCCAAGCCACUGAGGAGGUGACAGAGGCAGAAACAGAGCCGAAGGAGGAGGAGGAGGAACCUUCAGGGGACAAAGUACUUGAAUCCGACCAGGAGAAAAUGAGCCAUGGGCUUCAACCAGAGAGGGAACCCGCAGAGCUCAAGGCAGUGAAAGCCGUGGAGGAGAACGGGGAGCAGGAGGCAGAGCCGGUGCGAAACGGCGCCGAGAGCGUCUCGGAGGGCGAGGGCACCGACGCCACCUCCGGCUGCACGGAGAGCUCCGGGGAGGGGCCCGUGUACCAGUACAAACCAGAGCAGUGGAAGCCCCUGGACCCGGAGGGGAAGAAGCAAUACGACCGGGAAUUCCUGCUGGAUAUCCAGUUCAUGCCUGCCUGUAUCCAGAAGCCUGAGGGGCUGCCUCCCAUCAGCGACGUGGUGCUCGACAAGGUGAGAGGAGAGCCCAUAAAACAGGUCAACCAGCCCAAAUUGCCGCUGAGGACUCUGGACCCCCGGAUCCUGCCACGAGGCCCCGACUUCACACCAGCCUUCGCUGAUUUUGGGAGGCAAGCCCCCGGGGGAAGAAACGUGUCUGGAAGUGCCUGCAAAGUGCAAAGCACCCCUGGAUUGCCCUCCCUGGCUCGGUGUGGGCCCCCAGCAUGCCCUCUCUUGGUCUCGCCUCACCCACCAUUGAGGAACCUGCCGAUAGGGUUGUUGAAUGUUGGACCGAGGAGAUCUCAGCCGGGCCAGAGGAGGGAGCCCAGGAAGAUCAUCACUGUGUGUGUGAAGGAGGAUGUGCACCUGAAGAAGGCAGAGAAUGCCUGGAAACCAAGCCUGAAGAGGGAAAACCAAACUGAGGACCCAGAAAAUGUCAAAACCCAGGAGCUGUUCCGCAAGGUACGAAGCAUCUUGAACAAGCUGACGCCCCAGAUGUUCAACCAGCUGAUGAAGCAGGUGACAGACCUGACAGUGGACACAGAGGAGAGGCUGAAGGGAGUCAUCGACCUGGUCUUUGAGAAGGCCAUCGACGAGCCCAGCUUCUCCGUGGCGUACGCCAACAUGUGCCGCUGCCUGGUGACGCUGAAAGUGCCCAUGGCAGACAAACCUGGGAGCACAGUAAAUUUCCGUAAGUUGCUGUUAAAUCGCUGCCAGAAGGAAUUUGAAAAGGACAAGGCUGACGAUGAUGUCUUUGAAAAGAAGCAGAAAGAACUCGAAGCUGCCACCACUCCAGAGGAGAAGACGCGGCUCCACGACGAGCUGGAAGAGGCCAAGGACAAAGCCCGGCGGAGAUCCAUCGGGAACAUCAAAUUCAUCGGCGAGCUUUUCAAGCUGAAGAUGCUGACAGAGGCCAUCAUGCACGACUGCGUGGUGAAGCUGCUGAAAAACCACGACGAGGAGUCCCUCGAGUGCCUUUGCCGCCUGCUCACAACCAUUGGCAAGGACCUGGACUUUGAGAAGGCAAAGCCCCGCAUGGACCAGUAUUUUAAUCAGAUGGAGAAGAUUGUGAAAGAGAGGAAAACCUCCUCAAGGAUUCGGUUCAUGCUUCAGGAUGUAAUAGACCUAAGGCUGUGCAACUGGGUGUCACGGAGAGCAGACCAGGGCCCCAAGACCAUCGAGCAGAUCCAUAAAGAAGCCAAGAUUGAAGAGCAGGAAGAACAGAGGAAGGUGCAACAACUCAUGACCAAAGACAAGAGGAGACCAGGUGUCCCACGGGUCGACGAAGGCGGCUGGAACACUGUGCAGGGGGCAAAGAACAGCAGAGUGCUGGACCCCACCAAGUUCCUUAAAAUCACCAAGCCCACAAUAGAUGAGAAGAUUCAGCUCGUGCCUAAAGCCCAGUUGGGCAGCUGGGGGAAGGGCAGCAGUGGUGGAGCCAAGGCAAGCGAGAUGGACUCCUUGCGACCAAGUGCCACAAGUCUGAACAGAUUUUCUGCCCUGCAGCCUCCAGUGUCCCCAGUAUCUGCCUCAUCUGCAUCUUCAGAACUAGAAUCUCGCAGGGCCUUAACGAGUCGCGGGAGCACGGGCAGGGAGAAGAACGACAAACCUCUGCCACCUUCCCUGUCCCGGCCCAACACCUUCCUCCGGGGCAGCAGCAGCAAGGAGCUGCUGCUGGACAACCAGGCCCAGGAGGAGCAGCGCAGGGAGAUGCUGGAGACGGUGAAGCAGCUGACAGGAGGCAUGGAGAUGGACAGGAACAGCACCGAGGCCGAGAGGAACAAAGCCAAGGAACCUGCCAAGCCAGAAGUUCCCCCAGCUCCAGUGCAAGAAAAGCCUUCACUAUCAGAAGAGGAAAUAGAGAGAAAAUGCAAAUCUAUCAUUGAUGAGUUCUUGCAUAUUAAUGAUUUUAAGGAGGCCAUGCAGUGCGUGGAGGAGCUGAGUGCCCAGAACCUGCUGCCCGUGUUCGUGCGCGUGGGCGUGGAGUCCACGCUGGAGCGGAGUCAGAUCACCAGGGAUCACAUGGGCCAGUUGUUACAUCAGCUGGUGCACUCGGGAAAGCUGAGCAAGCAGGAUUUCUUCAAGGGUUUUUCCGAGACCCUGGAGAUGGCGGAUGACAUGGCCAUAGAUAUACCCCAUAUCUGGUUGUACCUGGCUGAGUUGGUGACCCCCAUGUUAAAAGAAGGAGGAAUCUCUAUGAGAGAACUUAUACAAGAAUUUAGCAAACCCUUGCUUCCUGUGGGAAGAGCCGGUGUCUUGCUUGCUGAAAUCUUGCACCUUCUAUGCAAACAAAUGAGCCAUAAGAAAGUGGGAGCCUUAUGGAGGGAGUCUGGCCUCAGUUGGAAGGACUACUUGCCCGAAGGGGAAGAUGUACAUACCUUUCUCAUGGAACAGAAGUUGGAGUUCACGGAGUCUGACUGUUCCAGUUCCUCAGAAGCACUUUCAGAGAAAGAACUGUCUGCAGAAGAGCUGAACAAGCAGCUGGAAAAACUCAUUGUUGAGGACAAGGCGAAUGAUGAACAAAUCUUUGACUGGGUAGAGGCUAAUCUAGAUGAAAGCCAGAUGAGUUCACCUACAUUCCUUAGAGCUUUAAUGACAGCAGUUUGUAAAGCAGCUAUUAUAGCGGACUCUUCUAGCUUCCGAGUGGACACUGCUGUUAUCAAACAGAGAGUGCCCAUCUUACUCAAGUACCUGGACUCAGACACAGAGAAGGAACUACAAGCACUUUAUGCACUACAAGCAUCAAUAGUAAAACUUGAUCAACCUCCUAAUUUGUUGCGGAUGUUUUUUGAUUGCCUGUAUGACGAGGAGGUCAUUUCGGAGGAUGCCUUCUACAAGUGGGAAAGCAGCAAGGACCCAGCGGAGCAGAACGGGAAAGGAGUAGCGCUAAAAUCUGUAACGGCGUUCUUCACGUGGCUACGGGAGGCCGAAGAGGAGUCAGAGGAUAAUUAAAACUUAAAAUACAGAUUUAAAACAAACAAACAAAAAAGAAACAAUUUAAGUAUUUUUUUAAAAAGUUUCACGUCUUCGCCAAUCACAGUGCAGCAAGGCCAAUUCUCUCUCGCAGACCCCCCUUGCCCCACACACGCACGAGUGGGAGAGGUAAAACUCGAUAAACACCGAGGUGAUCAUGGAGGCAAAAAGGUACUUGAAAACAAACCCACAAAAGUAAACUUCAAACCUGAGGGCGGGAGCACUAAACCAAAAUACAUGUAUUAUUUAUAGAAAAUAUUUUCUGUUUUAAUCUUUUUCUUUUCUUUUUAAACAAGGACUCAUACUUAGGAAAACACACAGCAAAACAAAUCUGUUUAGCAAAAACAAAAACAAGUUGAAAACUUCUAAUUUAUUAUUUUAAGGACUGCAAAUGCCAGUGUAAUUUUUAAAUUUGCAGUUUCUGUAAACAAAUUGUAUAAUAGAACAAAAGCAGAGAAAUAAAUUUCCCUCCCCUUCAUAUGCACCUCAGUUUUGUUUCAAAGCAUGAUAAAUCAACAAAACUUUGAAGGGGGUUGGGGUGAGCUAGAUGAGGACAAGAUCAAUUUUUGUUUAUUGUCAUCAGAUUUUUCUGCCUGCCUCUCAGCUUGCUUCAGAAAUUUAAAAAGAAAAUAGUAAUCAAACCAUACAUAACCUUGGAUCAGAAGGAAAAUGCAUUUGAGAAAACCGCUGAGGACCAGAGUGCUCCGAAAAUAACUCACUGAAAACCGUGCUACCCCGGGGAAAAAAGUACUAGUGAUACUUUGAGAACCUUUAGAGCAACUUUAAGGCUUGUAAAUACAUAGAACAAAUAUUUAAAAAAAAAAAAAAAAAAAAAAAAAAGAAAGAAAUUGACUCAAUACUAUUUCUUUUCACUUUCAAAAUAUAAAGAACAAAAUAAAGACAAACAUUGCAAGUUUAAAAGAAAGUAAAACGACUUCUCCUUUGACAGCUGCUGAAUGUGUGCACCAUCCUGAGCGGUGCUGGCUUCCUUGGCAUGCCGUAGGUCCUCAGGCCCAAAUUGUGUACAUAUAGUGUGUGUCUGUAUGUGUGACUACCAAAAAUGAAGGGUGAGAGCAAUUGUUGUUUAAAAAAAAGGAAAACAUGAAAAAAGGGGAUGCUGUUGUGCCGAGAAACUCCCUGGCCAAGGAGCAGCCAGUGGCUGCGGGGCCAAGCGGGAGCAGUUGGUUCCCGAGGCUGGGACGUGACCUCAGGGCAGACGGUGCCCGACCCCAGCUGGGUUUCUCCAGCCAUGUCUCGUGUGACUUGGAUCAGUGGCGUCAUCCGGGGACUUGUGACCCUGGCAGCUCCGGAGGCCGCAGCUGUGAGAGCCGAGAUCCGACAGCCCAGCGCCAGGGAAGGGUGCAGGACGGAGGAGCGGCGCUGCCUGCCCGCUCCGCGUGCCGGGGCCAGCGCGGCCGGGGCACGGCCACAGCCGUGGGAGCCCUUCCCGUGCCCAGCGGGACCCGGGCUGCUGCUCCAGACCCAGCUGCUGCUGAGGACAGGAAGGCCCUCGCGUGUGUCUGCAGCCACCCAAGAUGACCCGCUGGCUCUCACUGUGAGAAGCACCUGCCAUCAAGGACUCUGCAAAGCUGGGGAAGCCCUCAAAUGUGGUUUAUGAACUGUGGGCCAUGGACCGUGAGUAACCAGCCUAUGGAGCAUUUGCUGGGGGUGUCUGCAGCACUGACUGCUCGCAUGAUGCUGUCUUUUUCUUUCCAGCUGCUAAAUCACUUUAAAAAAAAAAAAAAAAGACAACAAAAAAAAAUCCAACAACAAAAAGAAACAAAAAGAAAGGGAAGAAAGGCUACAAAUACGCUACUUUCCUAAUCUUACUUUUACAUGUAAACAAUUGCUGUACUUGCCUGAGGAUGUGAUUUGAUCACCACGGGGAAGGGAGGAGGUGCCUGGUUGUGGCCAGAGGGGAGAGGUCCAUGAGACACUUUCCCUGCUAACGUGUUCCACCCCAUGAAUCUGAGCUAGAGAAUCCAUGGCCUAAAACACUAGAGCAUUGUUUGGUUAUUUUUUUUUUUUAGUAACAAUAAAACACUUCUCUCUGAA
Molecule: messenger RNA, 7689 nt
Organism: Vidua macroura (Pin-tailed whydah)
Lineage: Eukaryota; Metazoa; Chordata; Aves; Passeriformes; Viduidae
Gene: EIF4G3
Product: eukaryotic translation initiation factor 4 gamma 3
Exons: 36
Coding region: 100-5613 (1837 amino acids)
Cellular component (GO): eukaryotic translation initiation factor 4F complex
Molecular function (GO): mRNA binding; protein binding; translation initiation factor activity
Source: RefSeq, a predicted model, not a curated record